This is a messenger RNA of Rotaria sordida, 792 nucleotides long. The record is from the annotation of a GenBank genome assembly. NCBI's taxonomy places the organism in Eukaryota, Metazoa, Rotifera, Eurotatoria, Philodinida, Philodinidae.
AUGCAUCGAUUUCUCAAUGGUUAUACUACCUAUCUCAAUUGUCCAGCAACAUGUACUACAUCGAAUAUAAUUUAUGCCAUGACAUGUCCAUGUGGUCAUUAUGAUUAUGUUGAUUCAACAGCAAAAACAUUGGCUGAUGCUAUGGCUUAUCAUCGAGAACAUGGCAAUCGAAUUAUACAUGAAAAAUUAACUGGUAGUCCUCUAUUUCGAGGAUCACAAAUCGAUCCUGACGAGAGAGAAAAAGAAAUGGUUAAUCAAAUGCGUCUCUAUCAACAUUCAGCUCGUUGUCCAGAAGCACUCCGCUCAUUUCUUGAUUGUAAUCCUAUGUAUUGGUGUUUUAUUCCUCUACCUGUGGAUGAAGCAGCAACAGAAAAUGCUGCUAAUCGUCCAGGAAAUUCUACUACAGAUCCCAACCUGGAUGCUGUGAUAGCAACUACUGCCGUAGACAAUCAUAGGGUGCCUAAUUAUCUAGAUAAUGUACCAUUACCACCAACUCCCUAUGCCUUCUCAUAUCGACAGAUAAAACAACAGCGUCUAUUUUUCGAACGAUUUGUUACUUCUUCCAUUCAUUACCGACCUUAUAUCAAAUUAGAUUUGUAUAACAUAGCAAUCAUUGCUGUUUUACCAAAUGAUUGUUCAAUGAUACUACGAUACAUCAUCGAAACAUUAUUCAUUAUUCAUGGUGAAACUAAAUUAAAUAUGAUUUGUCCACUUGGUGGUAAUGCUGAAAAACGUUACGGUCGUCCGUAUAACCUACAUUGGUGUGAUAAUUUGAAUAAUUCAUCAAUGUAA